Messenger RNA from Candida tropicalis MYA-3404, 789 nucleotides. RefSeq lists its product as uncharacterized. Gene Ontology annotation, biological process: autophagy of mitochondrion. NCBI's taxonomy places the organism in Eukaryota, Fungi, Ascomycota, Pichiomycetes, Serinales, Debaryomycetaceae. The record is from RefSeq and is a predicted model, not a curated record. Gene Ontology annotation, cellular component: mitochondrion. Bases 1 to 789 code for a protein of 262 amino acids. The transcript has a single exon.
AUGGCAGGAACUUGUAUUACAACGAUUAAAUUAUUAGGAGUUGGAUCUUUGGGAUUAUUAACUUCAUCAAUAAUUUAUCAAUCAUUAUCUGGAUUGCCUGAUUUAAUACACCAAUUCAAUGCUCAAUUCAAUAGCAGUUCAAUCGAUUUUUUCAAUAAGAAACUUGAUGCUCUCAAGAAGAAUAUAUUUAACAACCGUUUAAUCAAUGGUGUUUUAGCUGCUUUAACUUCAGGGUUGUUUACUAUGGCUUUUAAAUAUUCUCCUGUGCAUGAAAAACAUCCGUACUUGGUUUAUGCUUCCAUCGGUGCUCCUUUGAGUUUGAUUGGUUUAUACUAUAAGAAUUGGAAAUAUGAACAAAAAAUCUUGGCUAAGAAAGCUGUUGAUUUGUCAUCCACUAGUAAUAAAGCUCAAGAUAAAUUAUCAAAAUCUAAAUCUGAUGCCGCUGAUGGUGAAGAAGAAGAAGCUGAAGUUAUCAGUAAAGUUGAAUCUGCUGAUUCUCUUUUGGGAAAAUCAUAUGUUCAUCUCUCUGAUGAAUCCGGUCUUUCCACCCCAAAUGCUUCUCAGCCAUCAACUCCAAAAGUUCAACCAAAGGAAGAAGAACAAGAGCAUGUUGAAAAAUCCCCUGAAGAAAUCGAAGUUGAUAAAGAAGUUGAAAACAUUUUAAUCAAGAAAGAAAUUGUUCAAGAUUUAAAGAAAAUCGAAUCUGGUUAUGUUUUGAGUAGUUAUAUUUCUGGUGUUAGUUUGUUGAUUGCCUCAGUUGGUUUACUUGGUGAUUGUUACUUAUUGUAA